UGGGUCAGGGACCAAGCGGACAAGGCCCUAUCCAUCCAUCCAUCCCCAUCAGAUCACCUCCCCACACAUCUGUGCGCCACCCGAACGGAAGCUCAGCCACCAGCAGCUAGCCAUGGCAUCUCGCGACGCCGCCACCUUCCAGCUCUACCGGCCCAUGGCAAUGCCGACGGCCACGCCCAUGUCCCAGACGAUGGCAAUGCCCGGCUUCUCGUCGGCCGAGGCCGCGGACGACGCCGUGGUGGCGGUGCCGGCGCCGGCGCCGAGAAAGGCCGGCGCGGCCAAGGGCGCCAAGGACCGGCACAGCAAGGUGAACGGGCGCGGGCGGCGCGUGCGCAUGCCGAUCGUGUGCGCGGCGCGCGUGUUCCAGCUCACCCGCGAGCUGGGGCUCAAGUCGGACGGGCAGACCGUGGAGUGGCUGCUGCGGCAGGCCGAGCCGUCCAUCCUGGCCGCCACCGGCUCCGGCACCACCCCGGCCGUCUUCUCCUGCUCCUCCGCGCCCUCCACCGCCGCCGUCUCCCUCCUCGGGAAGCGGCCGCGCGAGGAGCACGAGCACGAGGCGGCGCCGUCCUUCUGGGAGGCGCUGCAGGCCCGGCCCGUGCCCUGGGGCCUCUCCCCGUCGCUGGAGGCGCAGGCGUACGCGUCGUCGGUGGCGCAGGGGCACCACCACCACCUGAACCUGCUCUCCGCGCUCUCCGGCGCCUCCAGGCGGCCAGAGGAGGAGUCCCGGUGACCGCCGCCGCGGAGCCGCUCGCCUGUCUACGUGAUCGCAUGCGCUAGCUGACCGCCCGUGGCUAAUUCUUGGAGUCAGCUGUUCUUGUUGCUGUGUGGCUUGCCCUACGUACUUUCUUUUGCUUCCUUUCUCCUUUGCGUGCACCGUGUGUUUUCUUUUGCGUGGUUUUUGGUCCGGGAAGAAAGAAUUAAUCGAGAAUCUGAGCAGCAUCAGAGAUUCCAAGGUAGCAACUGUAGAUACAAGCCUGUUAUGCUAGAUCUUACCACCGCUCCAUCUCGUCGGAUUUGUGAUUGUGCUUGUCACUAGUUGUUACUACAGUGUAUUACGCCACUGCCACUCCCUGCUGUCUGUGAGUGACGAUUGAUCUAUCUAACACAGUGCCACUCUUGUACCA
This is a messenger RNA of Triticum urartu, 1124 nucleotides long. RefSeq lists its product as uncharacterized. Gene Ontology annotation, cellular component: nucleus. NCBI's taxonomy places the organism in Eukaryota, Viridiplantae, Streptophyta, Magnoliopsida, Poales, Poaceae. Gene Ontology annotation, molecular function: sequence-specific DNA binding; DNA-binding transcription factor activity. The record is from RefSeq and is a predicted model, not a curated record.